Messenger RNA from Dermacentor silvarum, 9650 nucleotides. RefSeq names its product girdin. Gene Ontology annotation, cellular component: centrosome; cytoplasm. Lineage: Eukaryota; Metazoa; Arthropoda; Arachnida; Ixodida; Ixodidae. The coding region runs from base 283 to 4386 and encodes 1367 amino acids. Gene Ontology annotation, biological process: cytoskeleton-dependent intracellular transport; cytoplasmic microtubule organization. The record is from RefSeq and is a predicted model, not a curated record. Gene Ontology annotation, molecular function: microtubule binding; dynein light intermediate chain binding. The transcript is spliced from 31 exons.
CUAGCACUACGAACUCAACCCAAAAUCGUUGCUCUACUCUGUGCAUUGUCGCAGUUGCCAUCUCCGUACGUCCGUACCGUAGUCCGUAGAAUCCGUACGUACGACUUCGGCGAUCCUCCUCUCCCCAAACUAUCGUUCUGCGGACGCCGCUCACUGGCGCUAGUUGUCGGUUCCACAGCCAACAUGGACGAUGGCAGUACGGUUCCAGCAAAAAGGGACGAAAUUGGCGUUUACUUGCCAUCGAUCUGAGCCUGAAAGGUGGAAAAGUUCCGCAAGUUCAGGAUGGCUAAUGGCGAAGAAAUAUUCCUCCAGUCCCCUCUAGCUGCGUGGGUGAAAACAUUUUACGAUGAUGAUGGAAAGCCAUUGGACUUCAAGCAGCUCUGUGAUGGCGUCUUUCUGCACACCGUCUGGCUGCAGAUUGACGCCCAUCCCAUGUACUCCGGGGUAAUAAAUCCAGCUACUGAUAUGACCGCUCGACUACGAAAUCUCAACAUGCUGCUGCACAACAUCAAAGUGUUCUACGAGGAGGUCCUGGAACAAGUGCUAGUUAUGCACCUGCCUAAUGUGGUCAGCAUCGCCAAAGCAACCUUUGAUGAGAGCAGUGAGCAGGAGCUGAGUCGUCUGCUCCUGCUGAUGCUGGGCUGUGCAGUACAGUGUGGCCGCAAGGGACGCUUCAUUGAAGCCAUUCGAAGGCUCGACUUGGCUACCCAGGCCUCCCUGGCCGAAGCAAUCGCCUCCAUCACCGACAAUCCGGAUUCAGUCUGGACGCGGGACUGGGGCCGACUGGAGACCCUGCCCGAAGCUGAUCGGCCGCGCAUGUAUGCCACUCUAGUCCGUCACGUAGCCACUCUCUCCCGACAACGAGACAGCGCUGCCCAGCGCCUUGUGAACCUGACAUUGGAGCAGGAGUCUAGUGGCAGUGUCGAUGGUGCGGGUGAUCAGGUGUGGGGUGGCUCUGAUGCGGCUUCACCCCAGGCGGCCGACUCAAGACUAGGCGUGGAACUGGCCGACACCAAGGCAAAGCUUCGCCGUUGUCAACAGGAGCUAGAGGAGAAGCUUGAAGUACUGUCUGAACAAAAAGAGGAGCUCAGUCAGCUGAAGGAGGCGAUUGCCAGGUUGCGACAAGAGAACUUGGAACUUGUACAAGAUGCAAGAACAGCCAAGGCCUACAGGGAUGAGAUUGACAUUCUCAAGGAAAAGGUGCUGAAGCUGGACAGACUUGAAAGUGAAAUACAGAGGUACAAAGACAAGAUGAGCGAACUCGACUUCUUUCGCAGUAGAGUAGAGGAACUACGCGAGGACAAGCGCAUCCUGGGUGAAACGAAGGCCAUGCUGGAGGAACAACUGGAAGGCAGUAGGCGCCGUGUGGAGCACGCUGUGCAGUUGGAAGCUCAGCUGCUGAAGGCUCGUGCUCGUCUCAGCGAAUGCACCUUGGAGCGUGAUCUGGACCGGAGCCAGGUGCAGAAGCUGCUGGAGCAGAAUGCGCAGCUGCGGCUUGAGCACCAGGCCACCCUGGACGAGAACGUGCAACUCCAAGGGGAGCUGCAGAGGCUGCGAGCACAGGCCACAUCCCCACGCACAGAGAACAGCCUCCUGGAGCAGUUGAACACAGAUUCUGAGACCAGAGCAUUGCACUUUGAGCUGGAAAACAGGCGCCUGCAAGUCCUUCUUGACGAGAUGAAGGCACAGAUGGAAGAGAGUCCAACAAAGAAUGAACUACAGACACAGUGUGCAAUGGCCAACGAGCGACUCGAACAACUCGAACAAGAAAAUGCAACAAAAGAACAGCAACGAGAAGCUGAUCGUCAUCGAAUAGCAAGCUUGGAAUCAGAAAAAGUUGAAUUACAGCGCCAACUCGAAAUCAGCAAGAGUGAGUGCGCAAAAAUGGAAGAACUGGAAAAGGCUGCCCUGGCAUCAAAUUUGGAAGCACAAAGACUGCAGAAGGCCCUCGAUGCAUCACAGAACAGGUUGUCCUCAUGUAGGACUGAGCUUCAGGCGGCAGAAGCAGAGAAUGCGAAGUUGCAGUCAACGUUGGAGUCGCUCAAGAGCCAGCUACAACGGAUGCACAGCAUUGAGUUGGAAGGUGCAGACCUGGAAACGUGGCUUCACCGGGUUGAACAGGAGCGCCGGUCCUUGGAUCGCGAAGCAAGUCGACUUCGGUCAUCACUUCAGGCCAAGGAUCAGUCGCUGGAUGAGCUAUCCUCGCGUGUAUCCACCCUGGAGCGUGAGAACGAGCAGCUACGCAGGGAGGCCCAGAAGGCAGCAGCUGCAGCUGCGCACACCCAAGACCUGGAGCAGCGCUGUCAAGAGCUGUCCCAGAAGGCCUCGCUGGAAGCAAAGGCCCUCAGCGAUCUACGACAGGAACUGGUAGAAGAGAAAUUGCGCAAUGAACAGCUAACUAGCGAGCUGGACCGUAUUGCUACAAGCUUGGAGCUGACGACAAGCCUGUGGAAAACACAGAGAGAAAACAGCCGCGAAACACAGGAGUCUCCGAGGGAACCAAAUUUCACACCUCUUUUCUGCCUCGAAAAGACCAAGGCCGUCUUAGAAGAGGUUGAAAAUUUGUCCAGUGUGAGCGCCGAAGACAAGCGAUCCAAGGCUGACCGAGAGGCUGUCCUGCCCAAAAGCACCGAGCUGAUUGAAUGUGUUCCCGAGUUAUCCAACAGUGUGGACAGAGACAAGCUGAUCUCAAAGAAAGUCUUGGAACUAAAGGAGAGCAUUCUUGCUCUUGAAAAGAAGAAUGGCUGUCUUGAGGAAGAAGCAUGGCGCUUGCGAAGCCAGCUGCAAGCACUGCAGGAACACACAGCCUCCCUGCAAGGGCGAGCAACGAGCGGAGAGCAGCGCCACCUGGGGCUGCAGGCUCAGCACGCUCAACUGCAGGUGGAAGCCGCCUACCUAGGAUCACAGCACACAGCCCUGCAGCAGAAAGUGUCAGAGCUCCAGGAGCAGCUGCUGAAGGCAGAGACUCAACGAGACCAGCUCUCUGUAGAGAAGACUGAACUUGGCCAAAGCAAGGAGGCCCUGAUGCGCGACCACCAGGUGCUGGAGAAACUGCAUGAGCAACUGUCGGCCGACUACCAGGCCCUGGCGUCAAACCUCAGCUGCGUCAAGGCCUCGUGCAAGUUGCUCAAGCAGGAGAAUGCAAGCCUCAAGGAGCAACUCGAGGAAGCGACCCUUUCAAGUGAAGUGCUCCGGCUGGCCCAGGAUGAACCAGUGGCAAAAAACCUGCGCUCUGAAAACUCCAAGCUAAAGGAGGAGCUGAGCGCUGCUCGACAAGCUGAGGAGAAAUUGCGCGCCGAGUUUGACGCACUGAAGACUCAGCACCGGGCACUGAAGGAGUCGCACAGCAACCUGCGCUCGGACCACAGCCGCCUUCGAGGGGACCUCGAGGAGAGCCGCAGCGACCUUGUAGCAGCGCGGGUGGACCUUUCACGACUGGUCGCCAGUUAUGAGGUGCUUGCACAGGCCCAAGGAGAGCUGCAAGAUGAGAGGAGGAGGCUCCUGUCGGGAAUAUCGUCCCUCUUGAGUCGCUGCAGAAACGUGCUGCCUGAAUCGUCACUGCCUGGAAUACAAGAGGACAGGGUCCUUCUGCGUGAGCUCGAGUCGCUUAGGGAUGACCUCGAGGGCCGCCUGCGAGACUACGCACGGAAGUUGGAUGGGAACUUAUCUCUGUCAAAAGAAUCUCUCUCAAAGUCAAGAUCUGGGUACUUGAGCUGUAAUGUGUCUCAGAUGAAUGAUGUCCUCGGCGUGCCCAUUGGCUCCAUAGGCAAUGGGCUGUGCUCUCAGAGCCGUUUUCAGAGCGAAUACGGUGACUACAACGGCCGGAAUCCCUGGGGGAGUACGCCUCAAGACGAUCAAAUUCCUGUGCGUGAUGUUGGGCCCCUGUCUCAAUCUGUCCGUUGCCAUGGCUCAUCGCCUGAAAGCAGCCUCGCCCACUUUUCCAACUCUUGUGUGCUUCAGGAUGCACCACCGACCUGUUCAACACCUUUAAGCACGCCAAAGCAACAAUCCAGCCCACUGCCCUUGCCAGCACCACAUGUCACUGUUGAGAACCAUACCACAGUGAACCUGGUGACGCAUGUCAAUGCUGCGGAGCCUGCUGCCGCAUCCCCAGCCUCCACGGCACAGCCGCACACGUCUACACCACAUGGUUUCUCACGCACCCCUGCUCUGCGGCACUCCAUGUACUCACGUCUGCGUGGGAGUGGCGUCGGCAACUCGCCUGGCCUGCGAGCCCCUCUCAGGCUCUGCACGUCACAGGAGAAACUCCUCCUAGACGACAACACAGAUUUCGACGCGUCGCAGAGCUCAACUGACCACAACAAUCAGCCAGGCAGCCGGGAGAAACGAGCAAAUGCUGUUUGGUACGAGUAUGGUUGUGUCUGAGGGGUGACCUAGCUGGGCCACUUGUGGCUGUGUUUCUUCUGCCUGCUACUUUAUUAAUUGGCACUGGAGCCAUUUGGUUGUUUAGGGCAACUUCUAUCACCACUAUAUGCACAACUAUGUGCUGUGUUAAUCAAUGUUAGCUGUGGCGUUGAUGCUAAACACGCACAACUGAAUGGUUGAAAGCCUGGCAUCUGUGUGCACUCGGUACUUAUUCAGAAGUCUACAAGCCCAGUGGUUUACAUGAGAUAGGCUAUCAUGUUGAGCCCUUGCAGGUGCAAGAAAAUUCCCGAGUGAAAUAAUUAUUUAAUGCGAUUAGAGUAAUGUCGACCCACUUGGUACAGCAUCCAUAAAGGAGUCGCUGAGACUUCAAGCAGUUUCACUCCUGCUAACAGGCAGUUGGUGAUGCACUAUUGAAAAAUUGCGUAACAGAUUUGCUCACCCCAACAAAGCGUUAUUAACCGGAAACUUGGGAAAACUGUGUACGUAGCUGAAUUAAGGUGUAACCGAAAACAGAGAACACACCCAGCUACAUAAAAAAAGAAGAAAAAGAAAUGAAACCAAGCCACUUAACGAAAUUUUUAUUCGUACUGGUUUAAGGGAGUUCUGCACUGUGCCGAAACAUCAACCAUGUGGUUUGUUUCUUCUAUCCAGAUCCCACAGUUUCUCCAAUGGCCGUUCAGGAGUGAAUUAUUUCUGUACCCCUGUUCUAUGCACAUUUUGACUUCACAGACAAAAACAAGGAACAAACUUUAUUUCAAUUUUUCGAGGUGUGGCCGAUAAAUAUUUUUACUAGACGUGAUUCACCGCAUUGUGCAACCCAGAUGCCCAAUCCCAUGCUAUCAUAAGCCUUCACGUGCCACGUUUGCCAUGCAAAGUUGCGGCAGCAGCCACUUGCCUACCGUGGCUGCUGUAAUUUGUGUUAAGGUUGUCACGCGUGCAACUUUUCUGGCUUAAACCGCUGGCUCAUUUCCCUUCAAAAGUUUCACUGUAGAUGCAGUGUAAUAUCACAUUUAUGUGCAUUAUCUGCCCUGUUCAUCCAGAAUAAUUAAGUGUAUGUAAUCUGCAGUGGCGGAUAACAAACAUACAAUUUGCAGGAACAGAACGGUGGCACUGUUUGUCAUUGUUGGGACAAAAUGCAGUGCCUGAUUGUUGCUGUUUGUUCAUACCACGUGGCUGCUUGCUGUUUUCUCAGCAUUUUCAAGUGAGAAAUGUUGCACAGUCAGUUUCUAAAGCUCAAGAUCAAAACGCCAUGGCACCGUGUGCUUCUGAAUCAAAAUAUGUGUAGGUGCGUGAAAUGACGACAUGCUAUGUGCUACAUCCUUGUGCCUAAACAGUUUGUUUUGUUUGUAAUGCAAGAACUGGCUUUUGCUCUUUUAUUCUCCGCCAUUUCUCGCGUGGCACAGUGAGCUCAUACGUGACUGCAAAAUGGCAGAACUAGAGAUUUUAAAUUCACGAAAUGUGCGAACACACCAAUCAAAGAUUAGCUUUUUGACACCACUGGUAACAGACAUGCACAAGGCAGGACAAAAUGUGCGCUGUUUGUAUUGAAAUUGUGUAGCAUCCUAGGCUGUUAUUUUAAAUACCCCAUACAGUGCUUUACAAGUUUGGGAAUGUAUAUGUGCACAUGGACUCCGGAACCAAAAUCUAGGAAGUGUUGUGACUAGUGAAGCCUGCUGCCUAAAAUGAAGUGACUUGUGGCUUCUCCAGUGGAUAAAAAAUGGAAAGUCACUGGCACAUGAUAGUUUCAGGAAACAUCGAAGCAGGGCCCGGCCGCUGGCAAUAUUCUUAAUUUCAAGUUUCAAGGUCACAAUUUAUUUUGGAAAAGCUGCAUUCAUUACGGUUCCUAAGACAUUCAACGAUUCAUUUAUGUGUGACAUACUGUGUUUAUUUCGUCAGUUGGCUCAUUCUACUGCACAUAUUAUCUGUUCAUUACUGUGUUGUGAAAGCUUUUUAGACAGUAGGUAAGCAAGACACUGGAGCAGCCUUUUAGUGUCUUGGUUUCUGGGUUGUUGCCAAACUCUGUCAAAAGCCAUCUGUUGUGUUGACCACUGAAGCCUCCAGUGUCUCGAGCUAAGAGUGAGAUGAUUUGAAUGAAUGGCCUGAUCUUAUGGCUAAGAUUAAAUGCCAGUUAUCAGAUUCAUUUAGGUUUGCAUCCUGGAUCCUUGGCUUUGUAAACUAAUGGCAUGGUGCAAUUCAUGCUCAUGCAAACCCUUGUUUUGUUGAGCCAUUUGACAAUGUGCAAGCUUAUGCCCUUUCUCCAAUUAGUUGAAGGGAUCUUUUUUUUUUUUUCUUUUUUAGGAAUACAAGUAUGUUAGGAAAGGUGCAAGGUUGGUUUGUAGUGUGCACUGAACCAUAUCAUGACAAGAGUCUCUUCCCCCCUCCUGUGCCUUUACUUGUGUGUUUGUUCAAGUGUAUAUGUGUUCCUUAGCUGAACCUACUUAUUUAUUUUUUUCAUGCAUUUUAAUUUUGCUCCACCAUUUCGUACUUGGAAGGAACAAUGUGUUCAGACAUGCAUUUUGUUCAUUUCACACUUACAAGUUGGCCCUGUGUUGGGAAAGCCACAUUACUUUGUCACAACGAAAAUUAGCUUAUUUUGAUGUGUGUUGUGAGUGCGUUGUUGUGCAGAACAGAGAAUUCAAAGUUGAGGUGAGGCUUUUAAUGCUGCGCAUUUUUUUGUUGCUUGCUACAUAACUUAUAAAGUUAAUCUUCUAAGCUGUUGUGACAAAGCUAUGCCCAUUUUGGCUGCACAAUCUGUGCAGUUGGUUUUAAGGAACAGACCUGGUCCAGAUGCAAUUGACAGGAGUGUGUCCACGAGUGACAGGUGUUUGAAGCAACAAAAUUUUUCUUUGCGCUGUGUGCACAUGCCUUUCUCUUAUUGCUUAUCCUCACACCCGCCUGCGCCUAGCACCUACAAGACUUUACAGAAAUGUGAGUGUUCAUGUGAGCCCCACCAUUUUAAUGGCGCUCUUCUCAAUCAUUACUAUGAUAGGGUACUGGCUCGGGCGAGUUGGUGAUCCAUGAUCUUCGAUGUACAGCGCACACAAACACACGCACACAAACAGCGCUGUGUACGUGCGCCUUUCUUUCUUUGCGUCUUGUGUUUGCUAUGAUGACAGCUGAGCACCAACUCCCAUAGAGUCCCGCAUGACUGAUGGCAGAGUGGAAGUCGCAGAAAUAUCUGGUGUCCAAACUGCACAAAGCAGCUUCUGGCUCUUGCAUCUUACGUAAAUCUAAUAUAGGUAGCUUUAAACAUGCAGAAAGGUCAUAACAGUAAAAAAAGCCAGGGAGUGGCAUUAUGUUUUUAUUAAUUGGUUUCAGGACUUCAUAACAGUUUGGUGUAGCUUUCAAAGUGCAACAGUUCCAUGUGGCUUCGGAUUUCAGCACUCUGGUGCUGCCCUAGCGCUGGUAGACCUUUGGAGCUCAAAAGUUUGACAUCCAUGGCUGUAACUGCUUGCCUUUUUACAAGCAAAACACCUGCUUCACAAGCUACAAAGUACUGUGAAGCCAGAGUUCUUGUCACUGCAUAAACUUUGCAGCAUCAAAGGCACAGCUUUUCAAAAGCGAUCCUCAAAACUUGCCGACAUCAGCAUGUCAAUACAGCGAUAUGAACCAGUAUAUAUAUGCUGGAAAUGCCCCAGGAGCCGCUGGUGAUGAAACGUCUAGCUUGCAUGUUUUGGACACACUACCUGUAGAGACAUCGCUGCCUGAUGCCAAGUGUGGUUGUGAAAUCCAAAAUAUCUGAGCCGGUUUGAGGCCCUUUGAGAUUUUUUGCCAAGUGGCAUGCACAAUGCUGUACUGCUGUACUAGCGAUUUAGCUACAAUUCACGAAACUUUAAGGCAGGAUUGGUUGAUGUUGCAAGUGCAGUAUAUCAGGCUGACACUAACUGUUGUGUCAUGCUUUUGCUCUUGCUAUUUUUAGAGAUGAAGCGAUACGCACAGAUGAUGUCGCCCGCACAUCUUCCCAUGUUUGAGGGUCUGCAAUUGUUGCUAUAUUGAUAAGAUAUAUUAAUUGUGGCUAUUGAUGUGUGUUAAUGUUAUGCAGUUAGGAGAUACUGCACUCAGAAGGUCAGGUAUGUGUAGUAGCAUGCAUGUUGUAAGCUUGUCACUGCUUCGUGAACAAAGGUCUGCACUGCAUUUAUUGAAACUGCCCACAGCUUCCUCCAGGUUGUGCCUGUAUGUUUGUGUAUUAUGAGACAGUAAGCAUACCAGUCAGCCUGUAGUGAGUGUCUGUAGAACAAAUGUAAUUUAUUAUAGGAAACGCACAGUGCUGCAAGUUUAGACCAGUUACCUGCUUGUGCCUGCUGUUUAGCUUAGUGUGUACUUGGGCCUCCUUCGGGUUGUCUACGCUUUUUAGUCUACAGCAACUCUAUGCAAUAAUCUUUUGGUUAGUGCUUGCUUUCCUUGAAUGGCAGAAAAAUGUUUGUGCUGAUGAAAACCUGUGGUCUUUUUGAUGAAUGCUGACAGCUUUGGCUCCUUUGCUGGGACUAUUUUUCAUUUCAUUCAAUUUGAUUUCACAGGGUAACCACAUGAACAGACAGUGUUAUAGUUUUUGCGGUGUUGCAGGUUCGAAGCUUUGGGAAGCACCAUUUCAUGAUGGCUUCUCCUAACCUCUACAGUGCUCCUAAAGAGGUAAUAUAUCACUGCCAUAAGUUGUGCGUUUUGAAUAGGGAUGGGCUUCUUCAACUUCAAUAGAUGUGAGUGACUCCGAAGAGUAGGAGUUUUUUUUUCUUUCUUAUAGCUCAGAAAUGCUGUUCAGUGAUGUGCCUCAGUUUUUCUGAUUCCUUGCUGUGAUGCUGGCUAUAGCCUUGUGCUUAAUAUGCUUAAUACAUAUAUAGAAGCAAAGAAAUUUACUGCUCUGAUUUGAGCAUUGUGCCUGUGUAGUCCAUCAGGUUGACCUGUCAAACGUUUCUUGUGAUGCAGAUUAUAAUGCGUGUCUGCGUGAACGUUUUCAUUCUCAAGGCUGCAGUCUGCUUCAGCUUUUGACCAAAUCAUGUUAUUUAUGACAGCUUCACAUUAUACAUUUGUUUUUUGCAUUUAUUUUAGAUUUUAUAUGUAAAUAGAUGUACAGCUCAUUGUCGUUAGUUUUGUUGGUUGUCACGUUUUCUGCUUUUCAGAAGCUUGUGUGAGAAUUAAGUUGUUGAGCUCAGAAAGAACUUCGUUGCCUUGUAGGUGUUGCCUGAAGAUUUUUUUUAAAAUGUAUUUUCAUGCUUUGGGUCUUCUGAGAGGAAUGAACAGCAAAUAAAAGUCUUCUGUGGUCUGAAAAA